ACUUAGCCGUUGUUCGUUUAUGGUACGCCGAUAACAAAACUCGUUGAUCCACCAUAAUCAUAAUAUUUUUAAUAACACAGUGAUAUUAUUGAAAAAGUUCGAUUCGGAUGCGUUUUGAUAAUAGACGUGAUACUACCGUAUAAAUGACCGGUGUCGUCGGUUCAAUUAGUAUUGUACUACCGUUUUUUUAUUCUCUUUGGUUUUUUAAUAGUUGCAUUCGCGAUAUUUUAGGCUUUACGUACCUAUAAGACCUAAGUGUAUUAUAUAGCACACUAUCACCGUUUUUGGAUUGUACCAGACAAUAAACUUUGCUGCAACGAAUGCGAAUACAGUCUUGACAUUUUCUGGUUCGUAGAUUAAAGAGCCGAAAACAGAACGUAAAAGGACGAUGAACUUUUUCAAAAUACUGUACACAUCUAUACUUUACGUAUCAGUUUUGAAAUAUUCAGAAUCAUUGCAGCCUAAAGAAGUACCAUUCAAAUUUGAAAAUGGAAAAUCGGACAAACAUAUACUUGAUCAUUUAUUGAAUGCUGACAUCUAUGACAAGCGAUUAUUACCACCGUCAUAUGGUCCUUCAAUAGUCAACGUCAGCGUGGUGUUAUUUACAUUGUCAUCCCCUGAUGAAUCAAGUUUGAAAUACGACAUCGAAUUUCUGCUUCAACAAGAAUGGUACGACUCACGGCUGCAGUAUCCAAAUCACACGGCUUUCAGCGUUCUAAACGGCAUCCACCACCACGGUGACAUAUGGCUGCCAGACACGAAUUUUCACAUGCACGGUGACUUUAAGCCUACCCAGCGGCCUAUACGGUUCACUCUGAACGUGUACGGCGAUGGCCGGGUUGAGUACACAACCAGGCGUCAUCUGAUGUUAUGUUGCGAAGGAUCAAUGAACAUAUUCCCAUUCGAUCAACCACUGUGUACAUUUUCCAUGGAAAGCAUAUCGUAUGAAAAGUCUGAUUURAAGUAUGUCUGGAAAGACAAUAAUUUUGUUUUAUUAAAGUCACCUAAUCUGAAAACUUCAAAUGCUUACUUGGAACGAAAUCGGACCUAUGAAUGCGCCUCUACCGGAAGUUGGAGGGGUAAUUACAGUUGUCUACAAGUGGAAAUGAUAUUUAGUAGAGAUAGAACGUUUUACUUCGCUACUAUUUUCAUACCAGGGUUAAUCUUAGUCACCUCCUCAUUCAUCACAUUUUUCCUAGAAUGGGAUGCAGUACCAGCGAGAACAAUUAUUGGCGUUACGACAAUGUUGAAUUACUUUACAACCUCCAACAGUUUCCGYCGGACCCUGCCAGACGUAGCUAAUUUGACUGCUAUGAAUGUUUGGGACGGAGUUUGCAUGUGUUUUGUAUUUGCCAGUUUUGUAGAGUUUGUAAUAGUGAAUUGUACGGGGAGGAGAGUAGUCAAGUCAAACGCUUCGAGUAACGCAGGAAGUUGCAGUAUUUCAAAGAAGAUUGCCAAAGAAUUUAAAUGUCCAGAAUGUGCUCAAAAUGUAUGUUCACAUUCGCUACUCAUAGAUGUCGUCCCGAAAGUGAACGAAAAGGUCACGACGAAACCAUCUGACCAAGUCCGUUUGGCCAAGACGAUCGACAUGGUGGCAAGAUUUACGUUUCCUUCAGUGUUCGUCAUGUUUUUGGCGUUUUUCUUUUUCUACUACUCGGUGGAUUCCAACAACCGGGGAAUAUCCRUCGGCACCACCGAUUGAAUUAAUUUCUAACGAUCCCAGUGAUCUAGAGCAUACCGUUAAGUGUAACCGGAGUAACCCCCGUMUUUACACACAUAACCACCCAUCAUAGGAUGACCUGAUAAAAAUACAGCAAAAAACGAGGAGUCCGUGGUCAUGGCCACAUGUUAUUUAUACGAAUAAAAUAUUCUGAGUCUCACUUCGUUUGUCCCCAAAUCAUAUUUAAAUUUAAAUUUAUAUUUUUGAAAUAAGAUCUCAGAAAACCAACUAUGGGGGUCUCGAUGACUUUUAUUUAUUAAUUUUAUUCAUCUGGUUUCCCUAAAUUUUAAAUUAAAAAUAAAAUUCUUGCUUCUUAAGAAUGGACAUUUCAUAAAAUCUAACAUUAGUGUAAAUAUUUAACGUUUGAUUUGUUCGUUUCUAUUAAGCAGUAUUCGAAUAGUUGUAUAAGUUGUAAGGUUGAUAAAAUACACCAUUGUAGAUACCUAUUUAUAUAUUAUACAAUAAUGUAAUUAUUGUAAUUAUUAAUAAUGAACAUAUUAACUCAGCGAA
Diuraphis noxia (Russian wheat aphid) is the source of this 2230-nucleotide messenger RNA. RefSeq names its product glutamate-gated chloride channel-like. Gene Ontology annotation, biological process: monoatomic ion transmembrane transport. Lineage: Eukaryota; Metazoa; Arthropoda; Insecta; Hemiptera; Aphididae. Gene Ontology annotation, cellular component: membrane. The record is from RefSeq and is a predicted model, not a curated record. Gene Ontology annotation, molecular function: transmembrane signaling receptor activity; extracellular ligand-gated monoatomic ion channel activity.